Epinephelus lanceolatus (giant grouper) is the source of this 940-nucleotide messenger RNA. The record is from RefSeq and is a predicted model, not a curated record. Lineage: Eukaryota; Metazoa; Chordata; Actinopteri; Perciformes; Serranidae.
AGCUGAUGCCAGCGGUGACAGACCUGGAGUACGAUGCCUUCGUUAUGGGCCAGCCUCCACACAGUCAACAGAUCCUGGUGGUGUGCGUUACUCCUCCGCACCAAGCCGUCAACGCACAUGCUGUGCCCGGGCAAGACGUGCUGGAGCAGUUUUACAGGAGGAGGAACAAACACAGAACCAUGCCAUGUACUCAGUGCCAGAUGGACUCAUUUCGCCUGGUGAGGUAUGAGAUGUCAACAGGGGAACCCAGCUGUGGAGGGGAGAACAUCCUGCUGCAGCAACGGCACAACACAGCCCCUGGCAUGGUCCUGAUGUACGUCAGAGGGAAGCUGCUGUUUGUGGGCUACGUAUUCAGUGGUCACAGCUGCUCAGUCAGGGACCUUCAAAAGCAAAUCUCCAGAACCAGGGGAGACUACAGAUUAGGUCUGAGCCUCCCUCCAGACUACAAGUUCAGUGAUACAGGUAAAACCCCUGCAGCCACAGAUGCACACAGCUCACAAAAUGCAACACUAAAAAGAGGAGAUGACACAACACCGACUGCUUCAGUGGAAACGGAAAAGGCCAAGCAGAGAAAAAACAAUCAAGUUCCUGAUGGUUCAUGCCAACGACAGACGGACUUUUGUAUCAAACCGAAGAAGACUGCAGCACUCCCUCGUGUUCCUGUUAUCACACACUGAAUACGCUCCAGUGACGAGAUUAUAUCUGCAUCGGUCUACUUAUGUUAUUAAAAAAAAAAAAAAGUCUUCACACUACACCAGUUGUGGGCUCAAACUUGAGGCUGAUGUGCGGUCAGAGUGCAAACACCUCGUGUUUACUGUGUGGGUGGCACUGCUGAUAAGCCUUAUCAGUAGCUGAGGUGCAAAAUGUUUUUUGACUUAUGACCAUGAAGAGACUGUGUGACAAUGUUUCAGUGGGCCUUUAUAUAAAUAUUAAUGAAAAC